CUCUUUCCUCUUUAUCGUCACCUUUUUGUUUUCAGGAUGGUUCACGAACCACAGAGGUUAUCUUUAAAGCCUUUCUUCCAAAAGGUUGUGAUUGCUGAAUUCAUUGUUGGCUUCCUUCUCCUGGUUGACAGCUGCAAAGGUGAGUCUCUGGAGACGAAGCGUCCUCGGCUCGUUGCAGCGAUGGCCGGUGAUGACGUGGUUUUACCGUGUCACCUGGGAGUUACUGUGAACCCCGACGAGUUGGUGGUGGAAUGGGGGAGACUGGACCUCAAUCCCAGAUUUGUGUUUAUGUGGUUUGAAGGGAGUGAAAAUGUAAAUGAGAAAAACAUCGCAUACAAGGGAAGAACGUCUGUGUUCACAGACAGACUGAGAGACGGAGACGUUUCAUUGAGGCUGACGGCUGUAAAACACUCUGACAACGGCAGAUUCAGAUGCUACAAUCCUAGAGAUUCAAGAAUAUUCUGUUCUGCUUCCUCACCUGGUGUCAGUUUAUCUGGACUGGAUGUCAGCAGCAGUGGAGUGAAGCUGGACUGCAGGGCUGCAGGCUGGUAUCCAGAACCUGAGCUGUUCUGGCUGGACGGAGACGGAAACAUCAUGUCUGCUGGACCUGCAGAGAAAAGCCCAGAUCCUGAUGGUGUUUACACUGUUAGCAGCAGAGUGACUGUAGAGAAGAGAAACUACAACAACUUUACCUGCAGAGUCCAACAGAGAGACAUCAACCAGAGCAGAGAGACACACAUUCAUGUUCCAGACGAUUUCUUCAUGAAUGAGUCCAGCUGCUCCGUUUCUAUCAGCUUCAAUGUGAUUUUAGUCAUCAUGUUUGUUCUUGGAGUCGCUUUUCUUAUUUGGAUGAAGCAACAAAACAAAAAGAAUUACAGAGCAGCAUAA
This is a messenger RNA of Xiphophorus couchianus (Monterrey platyfish), 888 nucleotides long. RefSeq names its product butyrophilin subfamily 1 member A1-like. NCBI's taxonomy places the organism in Eukaryota, Metazoa, Chordata, Actinopteri, Cyprinodontiformes, Poeciliidae. The transcript has 5 exons. Gene Ontology annotation, cellular component: external side of plasma membrane. Gene Ontology annotation, molecular function: signaling receptor binding. The record is from RefSeq and is a predicted model, not a curated record. The coding region runs from base 37 to 888 and encodes 283 amino acids. Gene Ontology annotation, biological process: regulation of cytokine production; T cell receptor signaling pathway.